GUUCCGCACGCCAAUCCGACUUGACAUUUGUGUAAGCCCCGAUUUGGCGCUGGACUCAGCAGCCCUCUUGAACGAACUUGCGUGGAGGAGGCUUCAAGCAGAGGCCAGGACAGGACAUGCCAUCUGAUCAGAGCACCUGGUUGAUUGCUGUUCCUCAUGAUGGUGAUGCAGAAGGCUUGUUGCCCGAAAUUGCGACCAAACUCUCCCAAUUGUCACGAUCAUCCUCGAGCACCGUGGCAGAACUGGGUAUACCUUGUUUCAAGACAGGAACACUAGACUCCCUCAUUGCGUUGUCUGAGGAGCUCCCAAAGCAGGACGCCUUCUUCACUUCCGUCGUUGCCAAAACCGUCGAGGCUCUGCGCAACCUCCUCAACAAUGACCCUGUCAAACUCGCGCAGCAUAUCGUGAUUGAUGAGAGAAGCGUUGAUGACUACCUUCUGAAGGGUUGGAGGUGGAACGAGGGGAGAUACAACAUACAGCGGAGCCUCCGUGAAACCGUCGAUCUUCUGAACAAGGAAAUGGCCUCUAUUGACAGCAUGAUGAAGGCCAAGCUAAACAACUACAACCUUGUUAAGGGUUCCCUCGUGCAGAUGCAACGAAAGAAGACGGGAAACCUGUCUGUACGGUCUCUCGUGGAUGUUGUGUCCAGGGAAUAUAUCAUCCAGGACUCGGAAUACCUUGAGACCUGUUUCGUGGCGGUACCAAAUGCUCUGAAGAAGGAGUGGAGUUCGAGAUAUGAACGACUAACAAGUAUGAUUGUACCACGUUCGUCGAUGCUCAUCGCCUCCGAUGACGAAUAUAGCCUUUUUGGUGUCGUCGUGUUCAAGAGGGUACACGACGAAUUCGUCCAGAAAUGUCGAGAAAAUAAGUUCAUUGUGCGCGAUUUCGUCUAUUCCGAAGAAAAUAUAUCCAAAGAACGCGAAGAGUUGUCUGUGGCUGAUGCAACCGAGAAGGAGCUUUGGACAGAGCUCCUGCGAGUGUCUCGCACGAAUUUCUCGGAGUCCUUCCAGAUUUUGGUGCACCUUAAAGUUCUACGACUCUUCGUAGAGAGCGUUCUUCGAUACGGUCUACCAGCUGACUAUAUGGGUCUAGCCAUCAAGCCCGAUCCCAGAUAUCUCAAGAAAACAUUCAACGUUCUCACGAGUCAACUGAACUACCUUGCACCUCGUUCUGGGCGUUCCAGCAAGAAAGACAAGGGAGGUGGCGAGGAGUUCAUUGGAGAAUACCAGGCGUUACUGGAGCAAGAAUUUUACGACUUCGUACUGUAUGAGGUACCAUGGAUCAUUUAUUGAUUGCAGAGCUUUUCGCAUGGCCGAUUUGAAACGUGGCUCUCACUCACCAGUUUAUUGGCUAUUUUUAUCGACAUUAGUUGAGGGAAGUACCCCUUCACCACGCCUGCCACAGUACUUUUUGAGCAUAUCUGUUGGUCUCACUGUUCGGCCAGACUCUAUCAGAUGGAU
Messenger RNA from Pisolithus orientalis, 1460 nucleotides. RefSeq names its product ATPase V1 complex subunit C. The record is from RefSeq and is a predicted model, not a curated record. Gene Ontology annotation, biological process: proton transmembrane transport. The transcript is spliced from 10 exons. NCBI's taxonomy places the organism in Eukaryota, Fungi, Basidiomycota, Agaricomycetes, Boletales, Pisolithaceae. Gene Ontology annotation, cellular component: vacuolar proton-transporting V-type ATPase, V1 domain. Gene Ontology annotation, molecular function: proton-transporting ATPase activity, rotational mechanism. The coding region runs from base 117 to 1292 and encodes 391 amino acids.